AUGGCUGACGCGUGGACCACUUCGGUCAAAGCAACAGAUGAACAGGGCCGUCGGAAACGAGGCCGUCCCCCAAAGACUCCGCGUCCGUCUGCGACAACCCCCAGCGAUCAGACUUCCAAUGUUCACCUCCAGACGCCCCGGUUGCAGACCCAGCCUCUGCCGGCGCAAGCUGCCGUCAAUGUAUCACCUCCGCAGGCUUCUCCCCCGGAUAAAACGACGCCGACCAAGUCUACGCUCGUCAAGGCCCUACCCACCGUUAGGGAUCAUACGACAGACCAGCUUAAUGAAGAAGGCGACGAAUACAUCCCCAAGGAAUUCGAUGACGCUGGUGAAAAGAAGGUUGAUGCCAUGGGCUACCCUCAAGGAGGCCGAGAGUACAAGUGUCGCACGUUCCGCGUUCCUCUGCGUGGGAAUAAGCUUUUCAUGCUUGCGACCGAAUGCGCAAGGGUGCUGGGCUAUCGCGACUCGUAUCUCUUGUUCAACAAGAACCGGUCGCUGCACAAGAUCAUCGCGAGUCAGAUCGAGAAGGAUGAUCUCAUUCAGCAGGACAUCCUGCCCUACUCGUAUCGUUCGCGCCAGAUUGCUAUCGUGACGGCCAAGUCGAUGUUCCGUCAGUUCGGCAGCCGCGUGAUUGUCAAUGGGCGACGCGUCCGCGACGACUACUGGGAGAGCAAAGCACGGAAACAAGGAUUCACCGAGGAUGAUUUGGCUGGUGAGAAACGACCCGGCGGCGCGAAAGCCCGGGAUGCGGCGGCAGCAGAAGCGGCGGGCGCAGCGAACUUUCUACCCACCCUAACCCAUGGCGAUGUCAUCUACAGCAAUGCGCUGGAAUCGGUGCCUGGUAGCUUGCCUGUCGGCCCCCCAUCCUCGGUUUCCCUUGCGCCACCGCUCCCUAUGAUCCAUAUGGCCACCACCACCGAUGAUCCCCGGCUGCGGGAGUAUAACAGUAUGCCUCGCCCGCGUCAGGAAUUGACCGGCCAGCCUUUCCAGGAUCGCAUUCAGCCCAGCUCGGCCGCUGAAAUACUUAACCAGGCUUCACACACGGCCGAGUUCAACAAGAUUCUAACGUCACAACGGAGUUAUCGCCAGAAGGGCCUGGACGACUUUUACGCAAAGCAACGGGAGGUACCCGUUUCUGCAGCACAGUCACAGCCUGGCCAAUUGGAUUCGACACCAUCCGUGUCACAGCCCUUGCAGUCCCCACAGAUGGCCUCCACGGGAAUGAUGAACGCGGCUCAGUCGCAGCAGCCCAUGCUUUCCCAUCAGGCACCGAUUAUGUCUGGCCAGGCCGGUUUUCAGCCACCAGCGGCUCAUCAGCAGCCGCCUGUUGCACAGUCCCCUGUUCGGGGCGUACCCCCGGUCCGGCCCGAGUUGAUGCACCAAAGAUCUAACCCUGCCAUGGCUGCCGGGACGCCUCAGCCCCCUGGCCCUUAUGGAUAUCCCUCCCAAGCGCAGCAGAUGUGGGGUCAACCACCACCUCAGCCGCAACCAUCUCCGCUCUCUGCCGCUGGACCUCAGGGCGUCGGCAUGCCCCAGUUCCCGUCGCAGUUACAUACGCAACAAUCACCCUCGCCACUCGCACACUCCAUGCCGCAGCAGCAACAGCAGCAGCAGCAGCAUUCGCAAUCUCCUCGGAAUCACCCCCGACCUUCGGCGCCGCCGAUGCCUCAGACUUUCCCCAUGCAUCCUCAGCAGGCGCCUCAACAGCAGCCCAUGGCAUCCAUGGGAUUCCCUGGUGUCACGGCUGCGCCGUACCCAGCAGUGACUGCCGCCAGAGGCAUGUAUCCUUCGACGCAGGGUCCGGGUGGUCAACAGUUUAUGGCGGGCACUCCCCAGCAGCCUGGUUUGGCCAUGGGAAUGAGCGCCGGCGGUGCUAUGCCGGGAUGGCCUCCGGCUGGCCCCAUGCAGCCCGGUCAUCCGCAACCAGGCCAGUCCGGCACUCCUCUGGGAUGGUCCGGUUACUAG
Molecule: messenger RNA, 1965 nt
Organism: Aspergillus niger
Lineage: Eukaryota; Fungi; Ascomycota; Eurotiomycetes; Eurotiales; Aspergillaceae
Exons: 1
Coding region: 1-1965 (654 amino acids)
Cellular component (GO): nucleus
Molecular function (GO): chromatin DNA binding
Source: RefSeq, a predicted model, not a curated record